CUGUUGACCGUGGAGUGCCUGCCGUUCCCGCUGGAGGUCCUGUUGCUGGAUCCAUUGGAACCUGUUCCCGUGCUGUUCAUGGAGUCCCUGGAGCAGCUGUUGACCAUGGAGUGCCCGCCGUUCCCGCUGGAGCUAUCCCUGGAUCCAAUGGAGUCGUCCCUCUUGCUCCGGGAUCAGCCGCUGAUGCUUCCCAAGCCAUCCCUGGAUCUAUUGGAGCCUCUCCUGGUGCGCCUGAUGCAGAAGCUGAGGCCCCCGGAUUGUCUGAGGCCAUUCCUGCCUACCCUGGAGCUUCUGAAGACAUCCCUGUGACGGCCGGAGCCUUCCCGGUUGCAUCUGUCCCUGGAUUGAUCCAAUCCGUUCCGGCUACUUCCCAAGUCGCCGCUGCAGACCAUGGAUCCUCCGAUGGAAACUCUUGUGUCGUCGCUGGAUCUGCCGGAGCUAUUCCUGCCCUUGGAGCGAGUGCCUCUCCCGAAAUUGCCACUGGAGGUUCCAGAGCUGUUCCUGCAUCUUCUAGUGCCACUGCUCAUCCUGGAGUCGCCGCUGUGGUCCCUAGUGCCACGCCUUGCCUGCCCGGAGCCGGCUCGUCUGCCAGGAGUGUGCCCACCUACUACUACGGGAGUAUCGCCACUAGUGAAGCCACGCCCACCGGGUCGUCCUCCUUGCCCAGACACGUGCCAGCUUUCGUUACACCCUCUGGACCGCCCCUUUCCAAAGGUGGACACUUACGCCAACUGUUGGAUAGAAUUCAAGCCAAGACUUCUGGCUGCACACCGCUCCUACCUGUGGUCACUUGUCAACCUAGUGAACGAAGGACACCAGAGGGUUCAUCACUCGCCAAGUCUGCUCACACGUCCUCCUCUGCCAAGGACACGCCCACCACACCCCAGUCUACAUUCGCAUGCUACGUCUGCGGAUUGGAGUGUACGAGCAGAAGGGGCCUCAGAAGGCAUACAAGGACGCACGUGCAGGAGAAAGACAGUCAGCUCCACCCACCUCCUGACAGAAGGGUAGCUGCGAGCAUUCCUGGGUCAUUGAUCUCGCCCGUAUGUCAUCAUACACGGGCUCGGACGGCGGCUGGUCAUGCCUGCUCAUCGAACACACUCACGAUCUCACCCCCACGCACUUACGCUGAAGCUCUUUCUUCGCCAUCCAUGAGAGAGAGUUCUGCUCAUCCUGCUUCAACCGGUCCUCUCUGCGCAGUGAUCACCUCCACCGCGGGGACGGAGUCUCUGACGUCCAACGUACCUGCUAAAUCCAAGGUGAAUUCUACUCCCACCGUCAUACCUGGACCAAAGACUAAUGCUUCCACACCUCAACUGGCGUCUGCCGUCACCUGCCCGGAUUGUGGUCGCUCCUGCCUGAAUAAGAAACAGCUGCGGUCCCAUCGUCACCUCCGUCACAGACAGGCUCCGCCUCCCACCUCUCCUGGAGACGAUGACUUUACCUCCUCAACUCCUGAGACACUGACUGACGCCGCUUCUUCACCGCCCGCUGCUCCUGCACCAGGCCCCGUCCACACGGACUGCACUGCCUCUGGCUCAACAGACGCUGCUCCUCAACCUGCUUUAACUGCCACUGUCCCGGUGACCACUUCGCCUAGUAAAGACCUACCUGGUGAAUCCGAUGUCGCACCUCAAGUACCCUGCCAGACACGCUUGGAUACUACCUCCAGCGCUGGAGACACGACUGAUGCGGACGUCCUCAUCCUAUGCCUCACUCCCUCAGAAAGGACUGAUCUGCUCUCUGAAUUGCCAGACAGCACCCGGUCAUAA
This is a messenger RNA of Stegodyphus dumicola, 1772 nucleotides long. RefSeq names its product mucin-5AC-like. Lineage: Eukaryota; Metazoa; Arthropoda; Arachnida; Araneae; Eresidae. The record is from RefSeq and is a predicted model, not a curated record.